UUUUUCUAGGAAAGGGAUAAAUUGAUGUAAAAGAAAGCAAAACGGCUGAAAAUGGGUUCAGAGGACAGGAAAAGCAAGAGAAACGAUGAAGUAUGGAAUGAAAGAGAUGACGACUUUGAAGAUAGUGACGACGUUGUCCAAGAUGAGUGGACAACCGACCUUACUGAUUCUACACAACCGGGUGCAUCCGGCUUUAGUCCCACAGAAUCUUGCGCUUGCCCUGGAGGAAAGACACUUUUACUUGACGUGAAUGCAGCUCUCUGCCCCCUUUGUGGGAAACCCUUUGACAAAACUUUAGAAGAUGCUACUUUAAAUGCGACAACUGCGGCUGAUCAAUCGGGCGCAACAGCAAAUGGCGAAGUGGACGCAGUAACUUCACUUCUGGUAGACGGACUAGUUAUUGUUCCAUCCGAAGCAUCUCUCGAAGAUGAGAUUUUUGCCUCAACACCAGAGAAUGAAAGUAUUAAUACAGAUCCUCCACGUGAGGAAAGACAAGCUGGAAUCAAAAUUCCGGUUGAAAGUGAUUCACGCUCAUCAGUACCACUGCCCUGUCCACCUCUCCUUUUGACGUACUUCGUGCUGAAACGAGAUUAUCGAAAUGUAAAUGAAAUGUCCUUUUCAUUACAUUUUGUGGAAAAUUCUGACCAGGGGAGGGUACUUGAAUCUGUGCGACAUUUGGAGCAACAGCUAGGAAUACCGCUACACGUUGUCUCCCUUGGUGAGCAACAUUCUACUCAAGUAGAGCACAAGCAUUUACACACCCUCUAUGUAAAUGACCAAAUUAUGGUUAAGUUUCAAUUGCUGAGACAAUGUGAAACAAGAUUUACUCUGCAAGAUCAGCCACCCUUCCAGGUACCUUUGAUUCAUAUAAAGUCCCUAUGUCAAGACAGAAUACCUACAUCUGUUGCUCAAGUUCAUGUGACACCUAAUUGUCAACCUGGAGAAGUUUGUCAAGAUCAUAUAAAGAUGACAAUAGACACUGGGCAAACUACUCACAUCAUGUUAAUUCCUAUCUGGUCUUCACUGCCAGCCAAUCCAGGAGAGUAACAAAUGCCCUUAAACCUGCAAGUUCUUGCUCAAGCACACUCACUGAGAAGUCACCCGAGGUCUGAAAAGAAAAGUUAAAGCGAGGAUCACAUUUUUAGAGGUUUUUUUACAGCACAAAAAUUCAUUCUUAUUCUUAGCAUCAUAGAAACCUACACACUUAAUUAAUAGUGUAAAUUAAGUGAUAAGCUGACUUAGGCACACAUCUUGAUUGAUUUUUACUGGUACUUAUGAUCUACUAGUGAAAGGCACAUAGAUGAACUCAUCUUUAACAACAUGUGCUCUCUUUAUCAUAUCAACAAAUAGAUUCCAAGUUGCCUUGAGUCUGUACAGUAACUAGAUCACAGAAGACAUCAAAAUGUAGUAAGAAAAUCAGGUAUGCACUUGGCUGCCUUGUGGGUCAACUUGUCUGUUCUUACCAUAUUUUGAUGUCACUUACUAUGAUCACUAAACAUACACAAGACAGCAUGGAAUCUACUUGCUGAAUACAAACUUUCCUUGCUGAUAUCUGGUGAUUUCAAACAUGAAAUUAUUUCAACACUAGAAAAGUAAACUGUAUGUAUGAAUUAAGAUUAUGUAUAUUAAAAGUUGUCAUAGAAAAGAGCAAUUAAAAAAUGGGAAAAAAAUCAAAUAGGAAUUUAAUUAUUAGCAGAUAAAACUACCUUCUGACUACAUUUGCCUGAAUUUUUACAGAAUUUAACUGAGAUAUGCUAAUGCUGUGUGCCAUACGCGAAUCAAUUUGAACUUGACUUCUUUUCUUUCUAUGACAAUGGAAUUGCAGUAAUUCAGGGUAUGAUUGUAUGAUUGAUAUACAUAAUACACACAUACAUGCAUAAUUAUGUCAUUAAAAACAGUGGCAUUUGGCAAAUAUUCAUGAUGCAUAAACAUUCUGCCUUUUCAUCAAAAAGGUG
Stylophora pistillata is the source of this 1955-nucleotide messenger RNA. RefSeq lists its product as uncharacterized. Lineage: Eukaryota; Metazoa; Cnidaria; Anthozoa; Scleractinia; Pocilloporidae. The record is from RefSeq and is a predicted model, not a curated record.